This is a messenger RNA of Neurospora tetrasperma FGSC 2508, 1565 nucleotides long. RefSeq lists its product as uncharacterized. Gene Ontology annotation, molecular function: AMP transmembrane transporter activity; NAD transmembrane transporter activity; FMN transmembrane transporter activity. The transcript has 3 exons. The record is from RefSeq and is a predicted model, not a curated record. Bases 42 to 1019 code for a protein of 325 amino acids. Lineage: Eukaryota; Fungi; Ascomycota; Sordariomycetes; Sordariales; Sordariaceae. Gene Ontology annotation, cellular component: peroxisomal membrane.
CAAACAGCAACAACAUCAUCAUCAUCACCAGUUUAUUAAACAUGUCGCAGUCCAAGCCCGUCGUCCCCCAAAAUGACAACGUCGCCCACGCCCUCGCCGGCGCCGGUGGUGGCAUCCUGUCCAUGGCCUUGACCUACCCCCUAAUCACCCUCUCCACCCGCGCCCAAGUCGAAUCCAAGCGCUCCGCCGACACCACCUUCCUGGCCGCCGUCCAAAAGAUUGUCGCGCGCGAAGGCAUCUCGGGUCUCUACUCUGGUCUCUCUUCAGCCCUCUUCGGCAUCUCCGUCACCAACUUUGUCUACUACUACUGGUACGAAUGGACGCGCGCCUUUUUCGAGGCCGCCGCCGUCAAAGCCGGCCGGGCCUCCAAGAAGCUAACCACGGUGGAAUCCAUGAUCGCCGGCGCCAUCGCCGGUUCGGCAACCGUCAUCUUGACGAACCCCAUCUGGGUGGUCAACACGCGCAUGACCACGCGCAAAGCGGCUGCUGCUGAUGAUGACGAGAAGAACGCUGCCUUACCGGGGGCACCGCCAGCUAAGAAGCCUAGCACAAUCGGCACAUUACUUGCGCUACUGAAGAACGAAGGGCCCCAAGCGUUGUUUGCCGGAGUGGUGCCGGCGCUGGUGCUGGUGAUCAAUCCCAUUUUGCAGUACACCCUGUUUGAGCAGAUGAAGAACGCGGUGGAAAAGCGACGCAAGAUGACGGCCACGCUGGCCUUCUUUUUGGGUGCGGCGGGCAAGCUGUUUGCGACGAGCGUGACGUAUCCGUACAUUACGGUCAAGAGCCAGAUGCAUGUGGCGCCUGCUAGCGAUGGCACGGGCGCGCAGAAGAGGGAGGGCAUGAUGGAGGCGAUUAAUCGCGUGGUGAGAGAGGAGGGAUAUGCUGGGUUGUACAAGGGCAUCGGCCCCAAGGUCACCCAGUCCGUCCUCACGGCUGCCUUCCUCUUCGCCUUCAAGGACGUGCUCUACGAGCAGACGGUCAAGCUACGGGGCCGCGUCACUCGCAAGGCCCUUGCUUAGAGGGCUGUUGUGGCCACCAUGCCGAACCUCGCGAGAUACUACGCUUAGUGGGCGAGGGAUGCCAUCUGCUUUCCUUUUUUGCUCUAUCAGUUUGACGUCGAAUUGUUCCUCAAGACUUUUGGCCACAACGACCGGCUGGUCUUGGACGACUACGACGAUGACGAUGACGAUGAGGAGUGGCUGUAAGGUACGACAAGAUAACCUUAGCAACAAUCGUCAUAUAACAAAACAACAGCAGCAACAACAACAACAACAGCAACAACAGAUCAACAACAACAGAACGUCUAGGUAUCAGAUACCCAGACAUGAAUGGGGAGAAGAUGAAGUAGAAGACGGGGAAAAGCGGGAAAAGUCAGCGAUGAGGACUCGAGGAACGAUGAUUUGAUACACCCUGUACAAUGCAUGAGAGGCGGGCAAUGUUGUCCAAGCGGGAGAACAAGUUAGCUAGGGAGUUUGGAUUAUGAGGGAUGAAUGUAAACUACUUUCGUUGUAUUGUCUUUUCUUUGAAUGAACUUUAGCUUGUAAACUUUAGCAUUGAGUAUUCCA